Messenger RNA from Lodderomyces elongisporus, 666 nucleotides. RefSeq names its product Mcu1p (gene MCU1). The record is from RefSeq and is a predicted model, not a curated record. Bases 1 to 666 code for a protein of 221 amino acids. Lineage: Eukaryota; Fungi; Ascomycota; Pichiomycetes; Serinales; Debaryomycetaceae. The transcript has a single exon.
AUGUCUAAUUCGAAUAACCCUCUGCUCGAAGAUUUUUCAAGGCGUCCAAAUCCUAAAGGAUGGACACCACCAAAGGCACCCUAUAAUCCAUAUGAUCCGUCCGAUGCUCGUCCUGCUCAAGGAUACCCUUCGGAAUUUGACCUUCCAGGGCAACUGCCUCUGGGCUUUUCUUCUAUUCCAAAGCAACCAACUCAGUAUCAAAAGAUUAAUGAGACGAUGGAAAGAUUAAAUUACACUGCAAGACCAGCUUCCGAUUUAUAUCCUGGUCAAUAUAAAGUAUUGAGGAGAGUUGAUACAAAUAAGCGGCUAAAUGUUGGUUCGAGAUGGUUUGGAACACUAAUAGGUGGGUCGAUUCUUUUCUACUCGGUGUUCUUUUACAGGUGGAAUGACGGCAGAGAGAAUGUGUUUACAGAUUUCCGCCGAAGUCAGUUGUGGGUCAAGGAAAGAUUGGUUGGGUUGACGAAGGAGGAAUUUGACGAUUUGCAUUACCCAAAAGAUGGAUAUAAUACAAUCAAGAGUGUUAAGGAUACUCAGUAUAUACCUGAAAGUUUACGAAGAACUCGUGAGGGAGAAUACGUCUUGAACAAGCCAAGUGAGCGGCAUAUAUUGGAAGCUGAAAGAAUCCAGCAGGAGAGAGAAGAGCAAGAACUUCUUUCCCAGGCAUAG